Messenger RNA from Glossina fuscipes, 1993 nucleotides. RefSeq names its product E3 ubiquitin-protein ligase NRDP1 (gene elgi). Lineage: Eukaryota; Metazoa; Arthropoda; Insecta; Diptera; Glossinidae. Gene Ontology annotation, biological process: positive regulation of JNK cascade; protein K63-linked ubiquitination; regulation of canonical NF-kappaB signal transduction. The transcript is spliced from 5 exons. Bases 553 to 1500 code for a protein of 315 amino acids. Gene Ontology annotation, molecular function: ubiquitin protein ligase activity. The record is from RefSeq and is a predicted model, not a curated record. Gene Ontology annotation, cellular component: plasma membrane signaling receptor complex.
CUUUUCCUUUUUUUUUUUUUUGAACACCUCCUCUAGUUUAAGUUGCCGUAUUAAACUGUAUGCUUUCGAUAUGUAAAGUUAUAAAAUAUUAUUUAAAAUAAAAAAAUAAAUGAAAGAGUAUAAAUACUUAAUUUCAAGUCUAAUGGAAAUUUUCAUCACAGUAACAAAAUAAGUUAGACUGUCAAAUAAUAAAAAUUUUUUUGAUGGAUAAAUCAAAAAUAGAAGGAAAAAAAGAUUAAUGAGGAAAAGAGAACAUUCGUACAAAUUACAAAUUAUUGGCCACACUUAUAGAAAUAAGGAACAUAACGUAAAGCUUGUGAGAUUGAAUUUUAUGAAAAUUUAAUUAGUUGUUAAUUGAAAUAAAUUUAACGAAAUUCGUUGUAAAUAUCGCAAAGCAUACAUUGAGGAUUGAAAGGAUUUUUAUUUGGUUAAAAAAAAUUUCAAAAAAUUACAUUAACUUAUUUCGUGUUUGUGGGUUAUUGGUGUGAAGUGGAGCGGAGUUAUUGCAAAUCAUAUAGAGACUGCACUGGUUGUCAUUUCUAUACCACAACAAUGGGUUAUGAUUUGCAUCGUUUUCAAGGCGAAGUUGAUGAAGAGUUAACAUGUCCCAUCUGUUCUGGUGUACUAGAGGAACCCGUUCAGGCUGCUAUGUGCGAACAUGCUUUUUGUCGAGCUUGCAUUAACGAGUGGCUGUCACGUCAACCCUCAUGUCCUGUGGAUCGUAACUCUCUAACCGCGGCUAAUCUUAGAGCUGUUCCAAGGAUACUAAGAAAUUUAUUGUCACGCCUUUCCAUUACUUGUAAUAAUGCCGCCCACGGCUGUACACUAAUACUUAAAUUAGAUGCACUUAAUUCACACUUGGAAGAAUGUGAGCACAACCCCAAACGGCCAUUGCCAUGUGAGAAAGGCUGUGGCUUUGUUAUACCCAAAGAUGAGCUAAAGGAUCACAAUUGUGUGCGAGAAUUGCGCACAAUGAUAUUAACCCAGCAACAGAAAAUGAGCGAAAUUAAAACAGAGAUAGCUGAUCAAAAUAUAAUUGUCAAUGAACUGAAACGUGAACUGCAGCUAUUUAAGGAUUUCAUUCGCGCGAUGAGAGUCUCGAAUCCGGCUAUGUGUGCUAUAGCUGAUCAAAUGGAGCGUGACGAAGUGAUUCGUUGGAGCAGCACUUUGGCCAGGGCCCGUGUAACACGCUGGGGUGGUAUGAUCUCAACACCAGAUGACGCUUUACAGAUGAUGAUUAAACGCGCUUUAUCGGAAUCUGGCUGUCCACCUCAUAUACUUGAUAAUCUAAUGGAAAAUUGCCAUGAACGACGCUGGCCGCGUGGCCUUAGUUCGCUGGAGACCAGACAAAAUAAUCGUCGCAUUUACGAUAAUUAUAUAUGUCGUCGUGUCCCAGGCAAACAAGCUGUUUUAGUGCUUAGCUGCGAUAAUGCUCAUAUGUCUGAAGAUGUAAUUGUUGAACCGGGAUUGGUGAUGAUUUUUGCUCACGGCAUAGAAUAGGGUUAUAAUUAAUUUAGAAUUUAACUGAUAGUUCUUUUCAGAAAUCAUUGAAAAUCUUCUUAAGAAUUCCUUAUACCCAAACAUUCAUAUAUAUUUAAUAAUCUAUAAAAUAUUUGUUCACCUGAAUGCUGAGUACUAAUUUUAACUGCUUAUCACCUUUCCUUUUUUUUGUCGAAUGAAAAUAUUCCCGAAAGUUAUUUUCAGUUUUAUUUAACUUACGAUAAAUAUGCACACUUUACAUUGCCUCACAAUUACAUUAUGAUUAAUUAGUUAGUGAUCUCUUGAGUAUAAUUUAAAUAAUCGUCUUGAGUUUAUAUUUGCAUACUUUUAAUAUUAAUUUUAAGAAGACCGGAAUAUGCUUAUCGUAAAAUUUUAAUUCGUAGUAUAAGUCAGGCCCGUAUCGAAGAUUAUUUUUAUGUAUUACCUAAGAAUGAAUGGAUGGAGCGUUCGAAAAAUUUUCCUAUAUCUAUAAAUUUUGGAAAAUAGAAUAUAC